Messenger RNA from Thermochaetoides thermophila DSM 1495, 642 nucleotides. RefSeq lists its product as uncharacterized. The record is from RefSeq and is a predicted model, not a curated record. The transcript has 3 exons. The coding region runs from base 1 to 642 and encodes 213 amino acids. Lineage: Eukaryota; Fungi; Ascomycota; Sordariomycetes; Sordariales; Chaetomiaceae.
AUGAAGGCUAUCGAAGAGCCCAACAAGCAAGAGCUCAAAUUUACGGAUUGGGCCGCCAGGAAGUCCCGUCUGACCAUCAAAGCGUACCGACACGACAACUCAGUUUUGGACGCCCGCCGCGAGGAGGUCCCUGCUGCCCUCAAAGUCUCUGUUCCCGACCUCAUCCGUGAUCAGCAUGCGGCCGUCGAGGCCAUUGUCUUCCCCUUGCAGGCAUAUACGGGGUCGACGCCCUUCUCGACCCCGCCUCGACUCCGCCCGCUCCCGAGGCCAAGUUUCGUCGAGUUGAUGCCCACCAAUGCGGUCGCGGCUAACUUUUUGUUCAUGGCGUCUGAAGCAACCAAAAUGCGGGGAUCGACGCCAUCAGUCCCCAAUGACGCCAAAUCGUUCGUCGAAGUUGUCAUGCCGACCAACCAAUUCGCUCCUCGUUACAAUGGCGCUCUUGUUGUGAAGAAAACGCGCGCCCCAGUUGUUUCGGCCGGCGAGGAUGCACCCUCCAAGAACAAUGAUGACGUUGAGACGGUCUCCUCUCCAGCCCUUUCUGAUUCCGAGUCUGGUGUCAUGCAUAUCAUCCGGAAGAUCUGCUAUGGCCAUGGUCUUGUUGGGCUCGCGGCUCUUGAAACUAUUCUAGGCAUCACGGAGUGA